AGAGCCUCAGCCAGUGACAGCCACUUCCCACUACUGAGCUGCGGGGCCGGCUGCACAUCGGCAACCUCUGCAGCCUCCUGGCCGCUAACAGGCCCAUCCACAGGCUCUCCGGGGUAGCUGCUCCCAGGCUGGUCCUCAUGUCAGUCAAACCCAGCCCUGGCCCCGACCCGGACCCGGGCCACGACCCCACUUUGGCACCCAGCAAUGAUUUUGGAGAGAUUCACAACUGGACGGAACUGCUCCACCUUUUCAACCACACCUUUUCUGAUUGCCACACGGAACUCAACGAGAACGCCAAACAAGUAGUCCUUUUUGUCCUCUACCUGGUCAUCUUCGUGGUAGGGUUAGUGGAGAACAUCGUGGUGAUAGGUGUCAACUGGCGCCGCUCGGGCCGGGCGGGGCUGCUGAACUUGUACAUCCUCAACAUAGCCAUCGCAGACCUGGGCAUCAUCCUGUCCCUUCCCGUCUGGAUGCUGGAGGUCAUGCUGGACUACACCUGGCUCUGGGGCAGCUUCUCCUGCCGCUUCACUCAUUACUUCUACCUUGCCAACAUGUACAGCAGCAUCUUCUUCCUCACGUGCCUCAGCGUUGACCGCUAUGUCAGCCUCACCAACGCCUCUCCCUCCUGGCAGCGCCACCAGCACCGAAUACGGAGGGCCGUGUGCGCUGGCGUCUGGGUCCUCUCGGCCAUCAUCCCCCUGCCUGAGGUGGUGCAUAUUCAGCUGGUGGAUGGCUCCGAGCCCAUGUGCCUCUUCCUGGCACCUUUUGAAACGUACAGCACAUGGGCCCUGGCAGUGGCCCUGUCUGCUACCGUGCUGGGCUUCUUACUGCCCUUCCCGCUCAUUGCAAUUUUCAACAUCCUGACAGCCUGCCGGCUUCGGAAGCAAGGACGGCCAGAGAGCAGGCGCCACUGCGUGUUGAUGUGGGCUUACAUAGCCGUCUUUGGCGUCUGCUGGCUGCCCUACCAUGUGACAAUGCUGCUGCUCACUCUGCAUGCGACCCACAUCUUCCUCCACUGCCGUCUGGUUAACCUGCUCUACUUCUUCUACGAAAUCAUUGACUGCUUCUCCAUGCUGCACUGUGUCCUCAACCCCAUCCUUUACAACUUUCUCAGCCCAAGCUUCCGGGGCCGGCUGCUGAGCCUUGUGGUCCGUUACCUUCCCAAGGAGCAGGCCAGGGCGGCAGGUGGAAGGGCUUCCUCUUCUUCGUCCACCCAGCACUCCAUCGUCAUUACCAAAGAGGGCAGCCUGCCCGCUGCAGAUCUCCACCCCCACCCCAUCCGAAACGCUCGGGCCUCCUCUCUGCCUCCAAACACCUCAUCUGCACUCUGCCGUUCCAUAGCCAGCUAAGGUAGAUUCCAGACUCUUCCAUCAGUAACAAAGUCCGGAUCUGGGGAAAGGGAUAGGGGAGGAUUGGUUUGUUCUGGGUCAUUUUUUUUUCCUUUGGUUUUUG
Onychomys torridus (southern grasshopper mouse) is the source of this 1452-nucleotide messenger RNA. It is a transcript of the gene Ackr5, whose product is annotated as G protein-coupled receptor 182. Gene Ontology annotation, cellular component: membrane. The transcript has 2 exons. NCBI's taxonomy places the organism in Eukaryota, Metazoa, Chordata, Mammalia, Rodentia, Cricetidae. Bases 138 to 1349 code for a protein of 403 amino acids. Gene Ontology annotation, biological process: G protein-coupled receptor signaling pathway. The record is from RefSeq and is a predicted model, not a curated record. Gene Ontology annotation, molecular function: G protein-coupled receptor activity.